CGGCGCGUGCGCGCGGGGCGGCGGGCGGAGGGGCCGUCAGGAUGUCGCGCUACGGCCGCUAUGGGGGCGAGACCAAGGUGUACGUGGGGAACCUGGGCACGGGCGCCGGCAAAGGCGAGCUGGAGAGAGCCUUCAGCUACUACGGGCCGCUGAGAACCGUGUGGAUCGCGAGGAACCCGCCGGGGUUCGCCUUCGUGGAGUUCGAAGACCCGCGGGAUGCCGAGGACGCGGUCCGCGGGCUCGAUGGGAAGGUGAUAUGUGGCUCCAGGGUUAGGGUGGAAGUGUCGACGGGGAUGCCUCGUCGCUCCCGUUACGACAGGCCUCCUGCGCGGCGCCCCUUUGACCCUAACGACAGAUGCUAUGAGUGCGGUGAGAAAGGCCACUAUGCUUACGAUUGCCACCGCUAUAGCCGCCGGAGGAGGAGCAGGUCCCGGUCUCGGUCUCGCUCCAGGUCCCGUGGAAGGAGGUAUUCUCGCUCACGCAGUCGGAGUCGCGGUAGGAGGUCUAGGUCGGUUUCCUAUCGCAGGUCCCGGUCCAUUUCUCCUCGUAGGUCUAGGUCUGUGUCCCCCCGCAGGUCCCGAUCGGCCUCCUUGAAGCGAUCGAGGUCUAGAUCAAGAUCCAGAUCUAGAUCCAGAUCUGUUACGUGGCCCCGCAGCAGGUCUAGGUCUCAUGGCAGGUCAAAAUCUGGCUCGCCAGCUAAGAGUCGAUCAAAGUCCCGGUCACCAUCUCCAAAGAGAAGUCGUUCACCAUCAGGAAGCCCACAAAGAAGUGCAAGCCCUGAAAGAAUGGAUUAAAUUUCUGCAGUUACUCUUUGAAGAAGAAAAUUAUUUUGCCUAUGAGGGAUUUUGUGGUGUCUCUGUAAAUGUCAGAAUGUAGAUAGGAGAGUAUAUCGACUGAAAGCCUGGCAUGGCCUGGGCCUGCUGAGUUAGUCACGCCGCUAGCCUAGCACGGGUCUCUUUUUAUUGUAUGAAUUAACUUCCUGUGAUAUGAAAACGUGGGACUUUUUUAUUGGCACAUUGCAAUAAAAUGUGUAUUUUUAACUAAA
Messenger RNA from Pogoniulus pusillus (Red-fronted tinkerbird), 1045 nucleotides. It is a transcript of the gene SRSF7, whose product is annotated as serine and arginine rich splicing factor 7. Lineage: Eukaryota; Metazoa; Chordata; Aves; Piciformes; Lybiidae. Gene Ontology annotation, molecular function: mRNA binding; zinc ion binding. Gene Ontology annotation, cellular component: nuclear speck. The coding region runs from base 42 to 794 and encodes 250 amino acids. The transcript is spliced from 9 exons. The record is from RefSeq and is a predicted model, not a curated record. Gene Ontology annotation, biological process: mRNA splicing, via spliceosome.